Messenger RNA from Gilbertella persicaria, 2754 nucleotides. RefSeq lists its product as uncharacterized. The coding region runs from base 79 to 2568 and encodes 829 amino acids. Gene Ontology annotation, molecular function: ubiquitin protein ligase activity. The transcript is spliced from 12 exons. NCBI's taxonomy places the organism in Eukaryota, Fungi, Mucoromycota, Mucoromycetes, Mucorales, Choanephoraceae. The record is from RefSeq and is a predicted model, not a curated record. Gene Ontology annotation, cellular component: HULC complex; nucleus.
UCUUAGUUUUCUCACUUUAUCAUAUUGACUAUUUAAUUGACUCUGUGUCCUAUUCUCUCCUUUUUUUUUCUUUUUCCUAUGGCAAAAAUAGAGGAGAACACAAAACGUCGUUCCAGCGAAGUGGAUGAACAAAGUGUUGCUCCAAGACCUCCACCAAAGAAACGCUUUUUAUCAAGAGCUUCUUCGCCAGACGAAGAUCCAGAAGAAAGCGAAGACGCUGUUGACACUUUUAAAGAGCCUUUAGAGACGUUCCGUAAAGAUGCCAUUAUGAGACAAUGGAAGGAAUACGCACGAUUACUUGAAAGGUGUAGAAAAAAUAACGAACAAAUGGAAGCGAAUAGACUGAAAACUGAAGACUAUGUACGACUUUGGGAAGAAUCCUUUAGACAGCUUCAAAAUUUUCUUUUACAUACAACUCAAUCUGGCUUAUUGACAUUUGGACACUCUGAUAAUGGAAUGGAUGUCAAUCCCAAAGAACUUGAAGGCUUGUUGAAUCAAGAAUGGACUACUGACUUAGCUCUCCGUAUGAUUGAAUCCCUCAAGAACAAAAAGAUUUACGAUUCAGCAUUGACCAAGUUAAGUAAACUGUUUGAUGCUUGGGUUUCGAGGAGAGAAAACAUUACAAAAGGAUUUAGUUCUGUAUUCAACCAAGGCGCUUUAAAAGAUAUUCGACGAGAACAUGAAUCUAUUCUCAAUGCAUGGGCAAAUAAUCAACGAUCUCUUUUAGACAUGAAAAAUCGCUAUAAAUCAGCUAAUUUAGUGUAUUUGGUCUUGUCUGAAGAGCUCAGAAUACUCAAUAAUCGGUUGGAAUUGACUGAAAUAAGUUAUCGGGAAAUACAGACUGAAUUGCAACAUGCUGAAAAGAAGGUUGACGAAGAUACAAAAAUGGCAGAAGUUACAAAACCUACUGUAUCGACCAUCACACCUUCUACACCUGUACAAGAAAAAACCCCAGUUAUGAAUACUCAAGACGAUCCAUUCAUUCGGUUACAGCAGAUUGUGACUCAAAGAUUACGCGAUAUUGAAUUGAUCAAAGAAGAUCGUGUUGUCUUGAAGCAGCAAAUUGCACGGUUAGAAAUGGAUCUUGUCUCUGUUCCCGAAUCACGCAUUUAUAAGGCUGCUAUGUGUCGAAAUCUAUCUCAGUCACGUGCCUAUUACAAGGAUAAAUGCAAUCGUUUAUCUGAUCUCUGUCAUGACAUACAGCUUCGCUUAGAUGAUUUAUCAGGCAACCGUCGUCAUCUCAUUAAAGAACUCGAUUCUGAGCAAGUAGCACAUUUUAUGGAACUCAAAAAUCAGUUGCGCAAGUUAGACGAUGAUUUGAUGCGCAUUCGAGCUCAACGUGAUGCAUUACAGAUGCAGUUAGAGAUUGGAAAGGCGUCUACUGAAGCAGGCCGUGUAUCUAUAUCCGAACUCAAGAUCAUUGCUGAUACGCGUAAAGAGCGUGUUAAUUAUCUGGAGACAGAAGUUCUUCGUUUGCAGAAAAAGAUGGCUGCCAGAACAGGCGUGAAAGAUUAUUAUGUUUUGUUGUUAAACAGUGAUGGUCGAGAACCUCUAUUACAGCCUCUUCAGAGUCAGUUAAAGCAGUUGGAAGAACAAGUUGAACAAGUCAAAGAAAGAGUGUACCAAUCACACGCUAAGGAAUGGGUGGAUCAGGAAUUAGCUCAGCUGUCUGAAUCUCUACAGUUGGAAAUAGACAUUGGUGCAUUUACAGAGAAAUAUGGAUUCCAUCCUUCUUCUUCCAUGAGUGUAGUGCAAGAAGUUUUGUCGGACAGAAUUGAACAGGAAAGAAAAGCUAUUUCUGAAGCAAAAGAUAAGAUUGUGAAUCUAGAAGCAACUGAAAAGCAACUCUUGAGUGAAAUUGAGAGUGUAUCCAAUGCGUAUGGUGAUUUAGAAGAAGAGACAAUGAAGCGAGUAAAAGAAUUGGCAGCUGCAGAAGAUGAAAUCAUUCGAUUACAAGCAGAAAGAGUGAAAUAUACACAAACAUUUACAUCAUUAAACAAGUCGAAAGAUGCAAACACAAUGGUUGUAAAUGCACUUACAAAACAAGUGGAGAAACAAUUGACGCAUAUUAAACAAAUGACAGAAAGAGAGAAAAGCCUCAAUAGCCAAUUGACUUGUCUGGAUCGUGAAUUAAAUGCAAGCAAUGCUGUAUAUGAUGUUUAUAAGCAAAAGACGGAUGAAGCUAAGCUGGUGCUGGACGAAUUAAAAGAAAGGACCAUUUCUUCAAAGGACAGAAUUACAGAGCUUCAGAAAUCAAUUCUUGAAAAGAUUCGAAUGGUAGAAGAAGGCUCUCAUUCAAGACUACGACUGGAAGAGAAUUGUGAAUUGCUGAAGCGUAAAGUGGAAUCAACGAAUAAAUCAGAUCGACCUGCAGAAGCAAAACUAAAGAAAGAAAGAGAAGAAUAUAGAUCUCUGCUAAACUGUAGUCAAUGUCGAGUGCGGUUAAAAUCACAUAUCAUCCUCAAGUGUAUGCACACAUUUUGUAAAGAAUGCCUAGACGCUAAAAAGAGAUGUCCAAGUUGUGAAGAGCCCUUUAGCAUUCAUGAUGUCAAACAAUUCUACUUUUAAGUACAUAGAUCUCUAAUUAUCAUCCUCACUAUCCGAAAACAAAAGAAAAAAAAAACACUUUUACUUACAUGAUGUACAUAUAUUAUUUGUCUUUUUCUCUCUUUAAUAAUAAUACUACUACUGCUUUUUUAUUCUAGCAUAAUAAUAACAAUAAAAAUCAAGCUAGUAAAUUGAUUUAGAGAUUAA